AUGGUAAGGAUCGGCCAUGUUAGAUCUACUUCCUUUAUCGUGAGUUUGCCGGGAACGGUAAUUCUGGACGAGUGAUUUUUUUUUGUAUUUUCUCCCGAUUUUCUGAUCAGUCGGGGUAAAGAAGCUACAAAAUGGCUGGUAGACUACCUGCAUGUGUUAUAGACCCAGGGACGGGGUACACAAAGAUGGGCUUUGCUGGGAAUACUGAGCCGCAGUUUAUUAUUCCCUCAGCUAUCGCCAUCAAGGAGUCGGCCAAAGUGGGUGAGAAAUCACAGCGUAGAUUAGGCAAAGGUGUGGACGACUUAGAUUUCUUCAUCGGUGACGAAGCGAUCGACAAGCCAAAUUAUGCAUGCAAGUACCCUGUGCGUCAUGGUAUCGUGGAUGACUGGGAUCUGAUGGAGAGGUUUCUUGAGCAGACUAUCUUCAAGUAUCUCAGGGCAGAACCUGAGGAUCACUACUUCCUUCUGACGGAACCUCCUCUCAAUACACCAGAGAACCGUGAAUACACAGCAGAAAUCAUGUUUGAAACCUUCAACGUUCCAGGAUUGUAUAUAGCCGUGCAGGCUGUGUUAGCUCUGGCUGCCUCCUGGACAUCACGGCAAGUUGGUGAACGUACCCUGACAGGUACCGUCAUUGACAGUGGAGAUGGAGUCACUCACGUCAUCCCUGUGGCUGAGGGUUAUGUUAUCGGCAGUUGUAUCAAGCACAUUCCCAUUGCUGGUCGAGACAUCACAUACUUCGUACAGCAGCUGCUCCGUGAACGAGAGACUGGUAUCCCGCCAGAGCAGUCUCUGGAGACCGCCAAGGCAAUCAAGGAACGAUGGGGUUACAUCUGCCCAGACAUAGCCAAGGAGUUCACCAAGUACGACACUGACCCCGGCAAGUGGAUGAAGAAAUACGAUGGAAUCAACGCUAUCACCAAGAAGCCUUUCUCUGCGGAUGUUGGGUAUGAGCGUUUCCUUGGACCUGAGGUCUUCUUCCAUCCAGAGUUCUCCAACCCUGACUUCACGACUCCCAUCUCAGAGACUGUGGACAUUGUCAUCCAGAAUUGCCCCAUUGAUGUCAGGAGGCCUUUGUACAAGAAUAUUGUACUGUCCGGAGGAUCUACAAUGUUCCGUGACUUUGGACGCAGACUACAGAGGGAUGUCAAACGAAUCGUGGACGCCCGUCUGAAAAUCAGUGAGGAGCUCAGUGGCGGAAGAAUCAAGCCAAAGCCCAUUGAGACUCAGGUUAUCAGCCAUCACAUGCAGCGCUACGCCGUCUGGUUUGGAGGUAGUAUGCUGGCAUCAACGCCUGAAUUCUACCAAGUGUGUCACACGAAGGCGGAUUAUGAUGAACAUGGCCCCAGCAUUUGCCGACACAACCCUGUCUUUGGUGUGAUGUCAUAGACCGCCACCAACCAGCGACAGAAGAAUCUUGUCUCUUAAUGGGUGGGUGGUACCAGAAGGAAACCUUUUUUUUUAUACAGAUGGUCUAAAAGUGCAAUGAAUGUAUGCAGCAUUGCCACCGUAGGUCAGGUGUACUCUCCGACAUUGAAAAGGAAAAAAUAGUGGUUUUUUUGUAAUCCAACAAACUUGGUUCAGGGCUUAGACUUGCAGUCAACUACUUGAAAAAAGUUUGAUUUUGUUGGUGGCGGGGAAAGUUGAUAUCUGAGGUGUUGAAAUUUUUCUUU
Patiria miniata (bat star) is the source of this 1672-nucleotide messenger RNA. Its product is annotated as actin-related protein 3. The transcript is spliced from 12 exons. The record is from RefSeq and is a predicted model, not a curated record. Gene Ontology annotation, cellular component: actin cortical patch; Arp2/3 protein complex. Gene Ontology annotation, biological process: Arp2/3 complex-mediated actin nucleation. The coding region runs from base 132 to 1388 and encodes 418 amino acids. Lineage: Eukaryota; Metazoa; Echinodermata; Asteroidea; Valvatida; Asterinidae. Gene Ontology annotation, molecular function: actin filament binding.